GCCUGCGACCCUCGCAGCAGGGCCGGCAGAUCAAUGCCUCCGGCCGGGACGGCCCGCGGCCCUCGCAGCCGGGCCGGCCGCCCACGGAGACGGGGUCCGAGCCAUCGGGCUCCCAGGACUCCAAGGAGGGCCUCCUCCAAGGGCUCGAUCCUGCGGAGCUGGAGGCCCAGCAGCAGCAGAUGCGGCAGUUCGAGGCGGCUCAGGCGGAGCAGCUGCGGCCUCCCGUCGACAGCAGGGUGCCGCCGAUCCAGGGCAUGCCGUCGAGCGGCAUGGGCCGCCUGUCCGGCGCGGAGCCGGCGCAGGCCUCUGGGCUGCCGCGCGACGAGGUGUAG
Messenger RNA from Prorocentrum cordatum, 332 nucleotides. Lineage: Eukaryota; Dinophyceae; Prorocentrales; Prorocentraceae. The record is from the annotation of a GenBank genome assembly.